AAACACCUACCGGCACAGAUGAAAUUGUGAUAAGUGAUAACCGUUCUUCGUUCGGUAUAUAACAACCACACAAAACUGCUACUGUGAUGUGAUUAUCCAGAAUUAUAAAUUCUCGAAAUUAUUUUCAAAACUAUGGAAGAGUCGAUUGGGAUUUUACUAGAAUAUCCUCUGAUCGUACCGUCGAAGGAUUUUACCACUUGGGAAGGGUUCAUAAAAAUUAAGCGUGAACAGUUCCCUUUGACGAUUUUCACACCUGAAUAUCCUUCAGUGACAGGCAUGUCUAUACAUUGUCCACCUGAAGUGACGAGAUUGAUCAAUCCACAGAUGGAAUACUUACUCCAGUGUUCAAGUUUAAGUCAAGUUUUAAAUGCCAUUACACAUUUAUGCAAAUUAAACAUGCCCGACAAAUCAGAAGAUACGUUUCAUCUGAAAGACAUGACGAAAAGGUGCAAAUUUAUUCUCGGAGAACUGAAAAGUGACAUCGAAGAAGAGAAUAUCGAAGAAUUAGACGAAGAUCUUCAGUUUGCCAAAGUCUCAUAUGUGGACAGUACAAAUGAAAAACACCAAAUAAAAUUUUCAUUCACUGAUUAUCCGAAGAUGCCCUUAGUAAUAACUCAAGUUGACGUACCCAGUGAACUGGUGAACGAACUUUCAGGGAUUAUGAACUUCAGGCAGCUUUAUCAGAAAUUUACAAACAUUGUCGAGCAUCUCAUACCAUUUUGGACUGUACUUAAAGACAUUGACAGCCAAACGUGGGUUAUUGAUCCACAACAUCCCCAAAAAAGAGAUGGAUACCGAAGAAUAUUUUUAGAAGAUGACCUUUCGGUUAUUGUUACCAUUAAUCCUCUCAAUCCUACUGACAUACCGGAUUUGAAGUUUUUAGGAGCAAUACUAGCAUGUGAGAACAAACGUAGACUUUACUUCAGUAAUCUGAAGAAUACCCAAUGGAAUAAUGAUGAAUCUAUACUGGAGAACCUGAAAGUUUUGUUAGAACUAAAAGAAUUUCCUUCCAAGCCCAAACCGGCAACAUAUGAAGGCAUGAUAGGACCGAAUAGUUGUUCCAUAUGCUUCUCCGACGAACAAGAACCGAAUCAAUCUCCGCCUACAAAAUGGUGUAACAACCCAAAAUGUAAUUCACGUUAUCAUCUCGAGUGUAUCUUACAGUGGUUUGAAUCACGGCCAAACGUCCACCAGUUUUUCACAUACAUAUCUGGCCCUUGUCCAUAUUGUGAAGGCAAAGUGCUUUGUCCUGUUGAUAACAACAGAGUCCUGUAAAAAAGAAAAACUGCUACUUGUACCUCAUGCCAAGUGAAUUGUGAUAUUGUUUAUUUUUAAAUGGUGGCAGUUUUCCUCUGGAGGCGACGAAUCUGCACACGGAGUGCCUGUUAUACUUUGCACCUGUAUAAAACCCUAUGAAGAAUUUACUUAACGGUCGCAAUGGAGACUUUAAAAUAUAACAUUGAACUA
Messenger RNA from Cimex lectularius (bed bug), 1467 nucleotides. It is a transcript of the gene Fancl, whose product is annotated as E3 ubiquitin-protein ligase FANCL. The transcript has 9 exons. Gene Ontology annotation, biological process: interstrand cross-link repair; protein monoubiquitination. The coding region runs from base 133 to 1275 and encodes 380 amino acids. The record is from RefSeq and is a predicted model, not a curated record. Lineage: Eukaryota; Metazoa; Arthropoda; Insecta; Hemiptera; Cimicidae. Gene Ontology annotation, cellular component: nucleus; Fanconi anaemia nuclear complex. Gene Ontology annotation, molecular function: ubiquitin protein ligase activity.